Molecule: messenger RNA, 915 nt
Organism: Penicillium manginii
Lineage: Eukaryota; Fungi; Ascomycota; Eurotiomycetes; Eurotiales; Aspergillaceae
Exons: 3
Coding region: 1-915 (304 amino acids)
Molecular function (GO): oxidoreductase activity
Source: RefSeq, a predicted model, not a curated record
AUGGCAAGCAAUAAACUUGAAAUUAUAUACGGCGGAUUCUUUGCUAAAUACAGAGGCCAUACUGUCGAAACUGUGAAGCGUGUCUUACAGCAUUUGGAGCACAAAAGAAUUGCGAAGAUUGAUACAGCGGCUGUAUAUGCCGAAAGUGAAGAAUUCCUGGGGCUGGCAGGUGCCGCAAACCAUUUCAAGAUUGACACAAAGUUUUGUGGAGGUCUAUCAGAGCUAGAACCCUCGAGAGAGCUUGUUGUCAAGUCUUGUCUUGAAAGUCUUAGUAAAUUGCAGACCAAUUGUGUCGAUGUAUUCUAUAUACAUGCCCCUUAUCGCGGAGUCCCAGUUGAAAGAAUUCUCUAUGGGAUCAAUGACCUGUAUAAAGAAGGGAAGUUCAAAAGAUUUGGAUUAUCCAACUUCAAAGCGGAUGAGGUUGAAGAAGUAAUUCGGGUCGCAAAAGAAAACAAUUUUGUCCUGCCCACAGUCUACCAAGGGAAUUAUAAUGCUGUCGCUCGACGCACAGAAACAGAAAUUAUGCCAACCUUGCGCAAGAACAACAUUUCUUUCUACGCCUAUAGCCCAAUUGCUGGGGGCUUCCUAACCAAGACCCCGGAACAGCUUCUCGCUGGGGGGGGAGGGACGAUGGGACCCGUCCGGCACCUACACUGCCAAAAUGAAACUGGGAUCUCGCAAGCCGAGCUUGCCUAUCGAUGGGUGGCGUAUAACUCAUUGCUUGAGCCAGGACUUGGCGACGGGAUUGUUAUUGGGGCACGCUUUGGUCUACAAUUGGAUCAGGCCCUUGAAGCCCUCGAGAGGGGACCAUUAUCUGAAGGGUUGGCUACAAGGAUUGAAAGCCUCUGGGAAGAUAUCAAAGAUGAUUCUCCGUUGGAUAACUUUGAUGGAUUUGUAUGCAAUUCGUCUAAAUAG